CGCCGAGCACCUGUUACAUUCUUCAUUGUUCAACGAGAAGCCGGCCGGCAUUUAGUGCAUAACGGUUGUAUCAUCGCGAGUGCUCCAAUAGAACGUACACCAUGUCUGAACAAGCUGAAGCCGCCCCCGCCGCCACCCAAGAGGAGCAAAAGACCGAAGUCGCCCCCGAGGAAAACAAAGACGUCAAGGAAAACGGAACCGGCGAAGCCGAACCUGUUGCUGAACAGGAAAAAGAAGCCCCCAAAGAGAUGAGGGCUGUCGUCCUCACCGGCUUUGGAGGGCUGAAAUCCGUUAAAAUACUUAAAAAACCCGAGCCCACGGUCAACGAGGGGGAGGUUUUGAUUCGGGUCAAGGCAUGCGGUCUCAACUUCCAAGACUUGAUGGUGCGUCAAGGAGCCAUUGAUUCACCACCAAAAUGCCCAUUCAUUCUUGGUUUUGAGUGUGCAGGGGAGAUAGAACAAGUGGGUGAAGGUGUCGAAGGCUUUUCGGUAGGGGACCAAGUAGUUGCAUUACCGGAAUAUAGAGCAUGGGCUGAACUGGUGGCCGUCCCCGCCAAAUAUGUGUUCAAGCUUCCUAAGGAUAUUUCCCACUUGGAUGCUGCUACUAUCACAAUGAAUUAUACUGUGGCCUACAUUCUUCUUUUCGAGCUUGCAGGACUGUCAAAGGGAAAAUCUAUUUUGGUGCACUCAGUAGGGGGUGGAGUGGGCCAGGCUGUGGUGCAAUUGGCGAAGACCGUCCCCGACGUUACCAUCUUCGGAAUUUGUUCCAAGGGUAAACAUGAAGCUUUAAAGAAUGCGAAAUCGCCCAUUGAUCAUCUUUUGGAACGUGGCAGCGACUACACUAGUGAAAUAAGAAAAGUUUUGCCGGAUGGGGUCGAUAUAGUUCUAGAUUGUCUGUGCGGAGAGGAAUGCAACAAAGGCUACAAUUUAUUGAAGCCCAUGGGAAAAUACAUCCUUUAUGGUUCGUCGAAUGUGGUGACGGGAGAAACUAAGAGCUUCUUCAGCGCUGCUCGUUCUUGGUGGCAAGUGGACAAAGUGUCCCCACUGAAACUCUUUGACGAGAACCGAACCCUCUGCGGUUUCAACUUGCGCAGGCUUAUGUUCCAACAAGGUGGACACGAAUUCGUAGGAAAAGCAGUGCAAUCAGUUUUUGCUCUAUUCCAAGAGCAAAAAAUUAAGCCUCUUCUUGAUUCAACUUGGGCUCUUGAGGACGUUGCCGAGGCUAUGCAAAAAAUGCACGACAGGAAAAACGUCGGUAAAGUUAUUUUGGAUCCAAGCUUAGAACCUAAGCCUAAACCAGCGACUCCAGCUAAAGGUAAGAGCAAAGAAGACAAGAAGAAGCAGUCUUCUGAGGAGAAGAAAGAGCCAGAAGAGAAGAAGGAAGAGGAGAAAAAAGAGGAGAAGAAGGAAGAACAACUUACUAAUGGAGAUUCUGCUGGAGAUUCCGGUAAAUAGAGAUAACACACUACAUAGUACAAACUUUUUUUACAAAUCAGAUUCCAAGGGAAAGGAGAAUUCGAGUUGAAUUGUUUAGAUGCGUUGAGCAAUUAGUUUUCUCAAAAUUUUAGCAUUUGUGUUUAAUUAUAUAUUGCUACGUUAAUUUAUGUGUUGUUUAAGAACAGAUCUCAAAUUAAUCUACCAUUCAUUAAUCUGAGCUGUGUUAAUUUUAAAUAUUGUAUAGGAAAAUAGUUUAGAGUGUGAACAGUCAAAAGAGACCAUUAUUUUAUGAUUUGUUUCACCAAGUUGUAUUUUUAUUUUAUUACCAAUUUGUUAAUGCGUAAGUUUUAAGAUGUUUAUUAAUCAUUUCGGUGCUAUAUUGAAAAUUACGAUACCCUCUCAAGCAAAAUCAUCAAUUUUCGAGAUAGCACGUUCUUCAUUUUUCAAAAAAGUUCAGGAGCACAUAUCUGUGUGAAUCAGACCAAAAAAAGAAUCAUUAGGUAGCGUUUUAUACAAAAUAUUUUUCCAAGCUUAGUUAGGUUUUUACGUGAAAAGUUCAAGUGAGGACAAAUAAUUCUAGUUGAAAAUUUUUUAUCGUGCAUAUUUUUGCUAUUUGCUAUUUUUCAAGCAUAUCGACGAAACUUUUAGUCUGUAAGCUUUUGCUUUCUGACACUACGAAAUUAUAUGUGAUUCAGUUUUUGUUACUCCAGCUUUCAAAUACACAUAUAUGUCUGUAAUUAGUUAUACAAUGUAAAUUUUGUGUGCGAUAUAUUUUCAUAUACGAAAAAUGUAAGAUGGUAUAAAACGACAAGUAAGUUUGUAUUUUAACAUUAUUUUUGUUGAUAGGAGUGUAUAAUCUUUAUCAUAAGCUAAAAUAUAUUAUAUUGCUAUUUACCGCUUAUAUUAUAUAAAUGUAAGACUGAUGUGUUAACGCUAUGCAUAUUGUUCGUUUGAAAGCCUGUAUAAUAAAUUGUAUAAUUGCCAAA
Messenger RNA from Zophobas morio, 2422 nucleotides. Its product is annotated as synaptic vesicle membrane protein VAT-1 homolog-like. The record is from RefSeq and is a predicted model, not a curated record. Gene Ontology annotation, molecular function: oxidoreductase activity. The coding region runs from base 102 to 1454 and encodes 450 amino acids. The transcript is spliced from 7 exons. Lineage: Eukaryota; Metazoa; Arthropoda; Insecta; Coleoptera; Tenebrionidae.